UGGAUGAACACAUUAUGAUUUGACCUUGAGAAAUGUUGGACUGAACAAAUUGUUCAUCUUUGAUUAUUAAUAUUAUUAUUAAAAGAAAAAGAAAUGAUUGUAUUACAGACUAUCGAUUGUUCAAUGUGUAUUCACUCGGUGCAUUUGUUGGCCAAUAAAAAGCUUAUUAAGCAUACACCUCUACAGAAAUUUGUCCGUAGGAUAGAUACACACACAUAGAUUGGUGUACAAAAGUGGAGCUGAAAGACACGUCUAAUUCUAAUUGUAUUGCGUAUUCUUUGUAGCUUACUUUUGCCUUCAAUAUAUUUAAUUGUAUAUGUGUAUACAAUUACCAUCAAUGACGCGGUCUAUUAUCAUUACUUAUUGUUAGCUUAACUUCACGAGGCAUUGUACUGAAUCAGACAUAACAUCCGAUAUGGAUAGAUGCAGUAAAUCUGCUUAUUCAUCAAUUUCGCUUUCAUUCACAAACUGAAUCAUAAUACUUUCGUUUCUCUUAUUAGUAUCACUUAUACAUGUAAAGAAGCUAUUCUGUUUUACAAUUUGAACUUUUUUUCUGUUGAUACAAUUCACUUUCUAAGAACUAACUGACUCAGUGACCCACUGACUCAACCCCACACACGUAUAUACACAUAAUAAUAAAACAAGUCAAGCAAUAUGUUAUACGGUGGACCUCUUGGCACUUAUCUCAGUGGUUUAUCCUCCUCGUCCUCAUCGAGUGCUUCACAUCUUACAACGCCAAGUUCAAAUUACACUUCACCUAGUAGUUUGAGUAGUUCAAACUACUAUUCCAGUGGAAUUGGUGGAUUAAGACGUAGCAGUUCAAGAUAUCGAAAUUCUGGUGGCAGUAAUUUAUCCUCAACAUCGACUGCAUUAAAUACUACUAGUAACAGUAGUAAUACAAGUACUACAGGAGCUAAUAAUCCUUAUUCAUCAUAUUAUACACCACCGGUAAGAAGAAAAUAUGGCACACCUGAAACGGAUACAUCGAAACCAUCAUGGUAUUUAAGUCGUUCACAAGGUAUUUCUAGUAACAGUGGAGUUGGCAGUGGUAGUAGCACUGGCGGAACUGGUUCUAGCAGUACUGCUGGAAGUAGUACAUCUGCCGCCUCCUACUCAGGACUUCCACAGUAUCCACGCAGAUCACCAAACAAAAUUGGCACCAGUACUGGAUAUACAACUGGUGGAAUAGGCACAAGUUCAUCAUGGAAUUCA
Trichobilharzia szidati is the source of this 1212-nucleotide messenger RNA. The record is from the annotation of a GenBank genome assembly. NCBI's taxonomy places the organism in Eukaryota, Metazoa, Platyhelminthes, Trematoda, Strigeidida, Schistosomatidae.